Molecule: messenger RNA, 1035 nt
Organism: Caretta caretta (loggerhead turtle)
Lineage: Eukaryota; Metazoa; Chordata; Testudines; Cheloniidae
Source: RefSeq, a predicted model, not a curated record
AUGGUUGUUGGCCCUCUCCAGGAUGCCAACCAGCAGUUCACCGUGGAAACGUUUCCUCUUGGACUGGUCGGCCACGGUGCUGGGACGGUGAGUGAGAAUGAGGAGCAGAAACCUCAGCAGGAAGAUGCUGAGCAAGUGGAAACGCAUGGGGGAUUAUUGAAAAUCUCUCCAGAGGAUGUUUCCAGGAGUCAUGAGCGGGGAAAAAGUUGUGAGAGUCAGCACAGGCCGGAGAGGAGGCAGAGAAACAAACCAAGUGAGAAAAUGAAUAAACCCAUUAAUAGUUGUGGGCCGCACAAAUACCUCAGAGAAACUGCAGCCCAGCAGGAAAUGCAGGGAGGAGAGAGAAACAAGACAUGCGCUGAGUGCGGGAAAAGCUUCACUCGGAGAUCAGCCUUUAUUAGGCAUCAGAGAAUUCACACGGGAGAGAGACCCUAUGAAUGCUGGGAGAGACCCUAUGAAUGCAGUGAGUGCAGGAAAACCUUCACUAACAGCUCAGCGCUUAUGGCACAUCGAAGAAUCCACACAGGGGAAAAACCCCAUGAAUGCUGUGAGUGCGGGAAAACCUUCAUUAGCCGCUCAAAGCUCAUUGCACAUCUGAGAAUCCACACGGGGGAGAGACCCUAUGAAUGCAGUGAGUGCAAGAAGAACUUUACCAACAGCCCAGACCUUAUAAAGCAUCAGAGAAUUCACACAGGGGAGAGACCCUACGGAUGUCCUGACUGUGGGAAAAACUUCACUUACAGCUCAGCGCUUAGGAAACAUCAGCAAAUCCACACGGGCGAAAGACCCCAUGAAUGCAGUGAGUGCGGGAAAAGCUUCACUCAGAGCUCAUCCCUUAUUUCACAUCAGCGAAUCCACACGGGAGAAAGACCCUACGCGUGCUCCGAGUGUGGGAAAAAAUUCAUUGACAGCUCACCACUUCGGAGCCAUCAGAGAACCCACACGGGAGCCAGACCUUAUGAAUGCAGAGAGUGUGGGAAAACCUUUACUUGGAGCUCAAACCUUAUUACACAUCAGAGGCUCCAUAGCUCAUAG